Messenger RNA from Serpula lacrymans var. lacrymans S7.9, 603 nucleotides. RefSeq lists its product as uncharacterized. Gene Ontology annotation, cellular component: synapse; cell surface. The record is from RefSeq and is a predicted model, not a curated record. The transcript is spliced from 6 exons. The coding region runs from base 1 to 603 and encodes 200 amino acids. Gene Ontology annotation, molecular function: signaling receptor activity; neurexin family protein binding. Lineage: Eukaryota; Fungi; Basidiomycota; Agaricomycetes; Boletales; Serpulaceae. Gene Ontology annotation, biological process: postsynaptic membrane assembly; chemical synaptic transmission; synaptic vesicle endocytosis.
AUGGAGUGGUGGAAGAUUCUGUCUGCAGCGGUUGCAGACAAAAUAUUUCACGUACUACUUUAUGUGAUAACUGCAACUACUUUAUCUCCACCUUCCGUGAAGUUGGAUCAUGCCAUCUUCACUGGCACCACUAACGGAAGUGUUUCAGCAUUCUUGGGUAUACCUUACACGCAACCUCCAGGCACUUACGAUGCUUCGGUCUACGGGUUGAUCUGUCCACAACAGACCACCAGAAUCCCUUUUGGGAACUUGACUGCUGAAACUGAAGCUAUUCUUGCCUCUGUACUUCUAAAUGCCAGUCCACAGAGCGAGGAUUGUCUUACAAUAAAUGUUUACAAGCCGGCCAAUGCCACGCCAAGCUCAAAGCUACCUGUAGUUGUGUUCAAGCGUGUAGCUGCCUUCCUUGGUGAUAUCAAUUUCCAAGGCCCUCGCCGGUUCCUCUUGCAGGCACGUUCUGGUCACCAAAAGACCUGGUCUUUCCUUAGCAAACGGAUGAAGGAUACUCCCGGGCUUGGCGCUUUCCAUGGUUCAGACAUAGACAUCAUCUAUGGUUCUGCCGAUAUGACGGACUACUUAAUCCGUUCGUUUCGUGGCAAACCUUGA